AUGACUACCAAUAACAAUAAUGACAACAAUGGCAACAACAAAAACAGUGAAAACUGGUUGGGUUUCUCUCUUUCUCCUCAAUCAUCACACCCUUCUUCCUCUAAUCCCACAACUUUUUUCAGUCUCCCUUCUCAUUUUAACUACCAAAAUCUCUACUGUGGUGGAGCUGAGGGUGUUCAUGGUGGUGGGAUCUACUCUGCUUUCCCUAUUAUGCCCCUUAAGUCUGAUGGUUCUCUUUGCUUAAUGGAUGCCAUCACAAGAUCACAUUCACAAGGGAUGGUUUCUUCAACACCACCACCAAAACUUGAAAACUUUUUUGGUGGUGUAACAAUGGGGGCCCCUGAUUUAGAUAGCAGCAGUACAAUGUACUACCACCAAAAUCUUGACCACCACCACCAUCAUCAUCAUCAAAAUUAUCAGAUUCAACCCCCAAAUUACUUAGAUUACAAUGGGUUGUACCAAUCAAUACAACAAGAUCAAGAAACUAAAGACUCCCAGCAGGUUGCUGCUGAUGGUAUUUAUCUUCCAACUGUAACUGUUGGAGAAGAUGAUAUCACCACUGGUAUAAAGAACUGGAUUUCAACAACUUAUAACCAUUCUGGUGGUGGUGGUUUACAGUCACUUAGCUUGUCAAUGAGCCCUGGUUGUUCACAAUCUAGCUCAUGUGUCACUGGAUCACAGCAACAAAUCACCACUGUGGUUAUGGAUUCCAAGAAAAGAGGGUCUGAGAAGGUGGAUCAACAACAGAAGCAAAUUGUUCAUAGAAAAUCUUUAGAUACAUUUGGUCAAAGAACCUCUCAGUAUAGGGGUGUCACCAGGCAUAGAUGGACAGGUAGAUAUGAAGCUCAUUUAUGGGACAAUAGUUGCAAAAAAGAAGGCCAAACCAGGAAGGGAAGACAAGUUUAUCUGGGGGGUUAUGAUAUGGAAGAGAAAGCUGCUAGAGCUUACGAUCUUGCUGCACUCAAGUAUUGGGGACCUUCAACUCAUAUCAAUUUUCCGUUGGAAAACUAUGAACAAGAACUCGAAGAAAUGAAGAAUAUGUCUAGACAAGAAUACGUUGCUCACUUGAGAAGGAGAAGCAGUGGUUUUUCUAGGGGAGCUUCAGUUUAUAGAGGAGUAACAAGACACCAUCAUCAUGGCAGAUGGCAAGCUCGGAUUGGUCGUGUUGCCGGAAACAAGGAUCUUUAUCUCGGGACGUUUAGCACACAGGAGGAUGCUGCCGAGGCUUACGAUGUGGCUGCUAUAAAAUUUCGUGGCGUAAAUGCCGUUACAAACUUUGACAUAUCAAGGUACAAUGUGGAAAAGAUCAUGGCUAGCAACACCCUCCUAGCCGGUGAACUAGCCAGGCGAACCAAAGACCCAGACCCGUGCACGGACCAGGUCUUAUCGACCCAGACUCAUAACGGUCAAGAAACCAAAACCAUCUCGAAUGAGACCACUACUAAUGGCAGCAUGUUGGACUGGAAAAUGGAACUCUACGACCAAACCAUCGGUGGUGGUGGUGCUGCAGCACUCGAGGAAGACGAAUCCUCGACCACCAGGAACCACUUAUUGAUCACUAGCGGCACCGGUGGCGGUUACCAAGAAGAUAGCCCCAAAAAUGACAACUUUCCGAUGGUUCUUGGGGAGGUGGCGGCUUCCAAGUCUAUGAAUACAUGGAUUCCAACAGCAACAGCAACAGCAACAAGCCAAGUGAGGUCUCAUAUCCCCAUGUUUGCUGCAUGGACAGAUGCAUGAUGAAAAAAAGAUUAUGGUGGGUGGGUGGGUUCCUUUGAUUUGUUGGUGGUUUAAUUUUUGUGUUUGGAGAUGGGGAGGGGUAAUUUGGUACUUUUGAAAAGUAUUCAAACCCCAUG
This is a messenger RNA of Cynara cardunculus var. scolymus (artichoke), 1853 nucleotides long. Its product is annotated as AP2-like ethylene-responsive transcription factor AIL1. The record is from RefSeq and is a predicted model, not a curated record. Bases 1 to 1737 code for a protein of 578 amino acids. Gene Ontology annotation, biological process: regulation of DNA-templated transcription. The transcript has 9 exons. NCBI's taxonomy places the organism in Eukaryota, Viridiplantae, Streptophyta, Magnoliopsida, Asterales, Asteraceae. Gene Ontology annotation, molecular function: DNA binding; DNA-binding transcription factor activity.